Messenger RNA from Physcomitrium patens, 3258 nucleotides. RefSeq names its product cell division cycle protein 27 homolog B. NCBI's taxonomy places the organism in Eukaryota, Viridiplantae, Streptophyta, Bryopsida, Funariales, Funariaceae. Gene Ontology annotation, molecular function: protein binding. Gene Ontology annotation, cellular component: anaphase-promoting complex; cytoplasm. The record is from RefSeq and is a predicted model, not a curated record. Gene Ontology annotation, biological process: cell division; protein ubiquitination; metaphase/anaphase transition of mitotic cell cycle.
AAUGGUUUCCGGUCGUUUUUCCGGAUUCGCGGUGCGGCUCAAGCUCUCGCUCUUCGUCGCAGCAGCAGCACCAGCGCAAGGCGAUUGUCGUCUGGUGGGUUGGAGUGUUCGGCGAUUGAUCGAUCGAGUUGGAAUGCGCAUUCGCAUGUUGAUUUGAGAUGAGCACGUUACGAGGAUGAACUGGAGAAGGCACAAGAGUUAUUGUUGUUGGCCCGGAUCGCCGGGCGACCUUCCGUAAGUCUGCUUCGUGGUUUCGAAUUAUUUUGGGUGUCACCAGCUACGCGAACUGGAGCAUGUGAAGGUGAGGGGGAGGCGUCGGAGCGGGGGUGACGCACGAAGGCCCGCCAUGGAUCGAUCUUCGUCUGCAGCAGCUGGAGCGGGGGAAUCGAUGGCACAGUUAGGGUUGGAGGGUAGGGAUUUGUGGGUUUAGAGUGCUAGAAGGAUGGAGAAUUAUCUCUACGAGUGUGUUCAGGCAUCUCUGCGCGCAUUCUUGUACGCCAAUGCCACAUUUCUAUGUGAGCGCUUAAAUGCGGAGUUUCCUUCCGAAAGCAAUGUACACUUGCUGGCGACGUGCUAUUUCCGGAGCAAUAAGGCUCACCUGGCUUACCAUGUUCUGAAAGGCACAACGACACGGCAAUGCCGAUACCUGUUUGCACUGGUGUGCAUGCAAAUGCAGAGUCUAGAAGAGGCUGAAGCGACAUUGUUGAAUUCGCUGGAACCGGGUGCGGAAUCGCUGCCCGGUUCAGCGACUAGCUAUUAUCUGCUAUGCGUUAUAUGCAAGCAGUCAGGUCGGAGGCAGGCAGCAAUUGGACAUUAUACCCAGGCAUUGUCGCUGGAUCCCUUUCUUUGGUCUGCGUAUGAGGAUUUAUGCGGACUUGGGGCAGACGAGGAGUCUGUGCCUGUUUUCAGUGACACAGUUAAGUCUCAGCUGCAGAAAAUUGAGUCUGUUCGACAGUCUAAUGCGGUGAAACAUGAGAGUUUUGAACACGAUUUUUCGCUUCGUGCGCCUGCGUCCAGCAAUGGCAGCCCAAAGCACAGGAAGCUGCAUUCUGGCGGUGUUAUCAGCGAUGCAGGAAGUACAGUGAUGAUCUCAACGUCCGAGGGUGUGUCCACUUACGCAUCCGUUCAGAACUUAGGAUUAGGUCCUCCAGGACCUGGACGAAGUAACAACCCGGGUGCGAAUGCUACGGGAGGGGGAUCGGGUGAUGGAAUAGGAAGAGGAGGUGGUGGGACAGCCGGAUAUGCCCAGCAGCGUCGGAAAUUUGUUGACCCUGAUGUCAAAUUUCGGAAGAGCUUGCGGUCGCUUUCUGUGCGUCCAGGGCAAUCCCAAGCAUCUCGGAGGGUAGUUGAGCAGGUGGGACCUAGAAUGAGCACGAGACUGAACAUGAUCGGAGAUUGUAACACUGCUCAGCUGCAGCAACCUUGCCCGACGAGUAGCGUAGGCGCCACCAUGGUAGGGACAGUAGCCAGUGGUGCAGGAGCGGUUACAUCUCUGAGGGGAGGAGUUGCUGGAGUCACGCCCUCGCGGAUGACCACGUCCCGGAAGCAAGCUUUGGGCAUUAGUGUGGACGAUGGCAGAAAAUUGUUUGACAGCUUUGAGAUCUGUGGAGGCGGGGGCGAUGGGUUGAGCAGGUCGAAAUUAGAAGGGUCGGACGAGGAGAGAUCACUGUCAGCUCGGUGUGCCUCGCGUGGGGCUUUGGAGCUAUUUCAGUUGCUACGGAUUUUGGGGGAAGGAUACCGUCAUCUGUGCAUGCUUCGUUGUCAAGAAGCUGUUCAAAGCUUUUCGAAGCUUCCGCAACAACAUUUUGCAACCGCUUGGGUGCUUUGUCAAGUUGGAAGAGCGUACGUGGAAAUGGUGAAUUAUCCCGAGGCGGAGCGUGUUUACAGUUGGGCCCGGCGUGUCUCUCCGCACUGCCCAGUUGGAAUGGACAUGUAUUCAACUGCGCUGUACCAUAUGAAGAAAGAUGUGCAAUUGAGUUACUUGGCACAAGAUGCUGUUGCAAUGGAUCGGCUGUCGCCGCAGGCAUGGUGUGUGAUGGGCAAUUGUUUUAGUUUGCAGAAGGACCAUGAAACUGCACUAAAGUUUUUCCAACGAGCUCUUCAGUUAGAUCCGAAUUUCACCUACGCACACACUCUUUGUGGACACGAACUUGUAGCAAUGGAAGAUUUUGAGGAGGGCCUCAUCUGCUACCGUGAAGCAAUUCGGCUCGAUUCCCGCCAUUACAAUGCAUGGUACGGGCUGGGUACUAUUUACCUUCGGCAAGAGAAGUACGAGCUAGCCGAGUACCACUUCCAAAAAGCCCUCCAUGUGCAUUCCCGAUCUUCAGUGUUGCAUUGCUAUUUGGGUAUGGCAUUGCACGCACUGAAGAAGAAUGACGAAGCUUUGGCUUUGCUGGAGCAAGCUAUAGUUGCAGACCCGAAGAACCCUCUUCCCAAGUUCCAAAGAGCCAACGUGCUGAUGAGCGAAGGGCGAUACCGUGAGGCGCUGGCAGAGCUUGAGGAACUGAAGGAACUUGCCCCACGAGAAAGUAGCGUCUUCUUUUUGAUGGGACGAAUAUACAAGCGGUUAGAGAUGCUGGAACGCGCUGUUCAUCAUUUUCGCAUUGCUCUAGAUUUGAAGCCUUCAAGUACAGAUGUGAAUCUUAUUAAGGCAGCUAUCGAGAAGUUGCCAAUUGCAGAUGCACUUGAAGUUGAGAAUUUGUGAACUUUCAGUCAUUUCAGCUGGCUGUUUCGGAUAACCUGUUGGUUUACGAAUCGUUUUGAGCAUUUGUACAGUGCGUCAAUCUUUUAUUCUUGCCUGGAGUUGUUUAGGAAGUGGUAGGUCAGCUUGAUACAUAGAUCUGCGAACAAUGGGUUCAUUUGUAGGUCACCUUUGGUACUUUGGCUCGUCGUGUAAUGCCUCCAUUUCAGAUAAAUCCUCACUCAGGCAGUUUUGAUAGCUAGCCCACUUUCUUUUCGUUUGCAAUUUGGGUUGUCCAGAUUUUAACUCCACUGGAGAUCUGAAUGCUUUAGGGAACGCUAGUUAGAAAUAUUGAACCGGAAGCUGCACUUCUGUAUUUGAGGUCUAUCACUCAGUAGUUCUUAAAGUUAGUACUCAUAUGAAUUUAGGGGUGAGAGUAGAUGUAUCACCACCAGUCCUGUGGAAUCCAUAGUGAUGUAGUUUUAGUGCAUCACGAGGGUGCUAGAAGGAUUUAUAUACACAGUUCUUGAAAGGAAUGUGCAGACAAAUUCAUACACGGUGUUGGUUUUAUUUGAUAA